UAUCUUUUGCAACACGAGUGCGACAAGUACAGAUUCCCUUCUGUAACGAUAUAAACGAAGAUCAGCCUUACAAAAAGGCAGAAAUUAAGAUGGAAGAAGACUAUGAUUUUUUGGUUGGAAUCGAUUUUGGCUCAUCUUUUUCCGGAUGUUCUUACGUAGAUCUUAGGGAUACUCGGAAUAUCAUCAAGACUAUCAAGUCCGAUAAAUGGUUACAUGUGGAACGUAAUCACCCGUAAAUGUAAAUAUUAAUCAUUGUUGAAAAUAUAGGCCUGGAGGUAUUUUAAAUGGAAUGGAUAAGAUCCCAACAGUAAUGAAGAAAAAUGAUAAAAUGAGAUUAAUUUCAUGGGGAACAAAAGCCAUUGUCAAAAGCAACUAUAAUGUCAAUGCAAAUAUCAUGGAGGAUUUUAAACAGCAUGUGGGUAUCCGUUGGGGUGGAGAUGAUGAGGAUUCUACAUUUGACAUCAAUCCCACUGCAAUGUAUUUAAAACAUUUCAAUUAUCACAUAAAGGACUGUAUAAUCGAAAAUGAAACAAAGGAAACAGUCAAUGAUGAUAAUAGGGUGAAAAUUCGAAAAAAGUAUACGUUCAAGUACGUCAUGAAUGUGCCUACCAUAUGGAAUGAAUUUGCCAGAAAUAAUUUAGUUGAAGCAGUCAUUGCGGCUGGAAUCAUCAAAAGAAACAAAAGAGAUUGUCUAAGUUUGAUAGAUGAAUCAGAUGCAGCCAUGAUUUUCUCUAAAAAUCUACUGCGUCAGCAUUUUUCAUGCUUUAAAGAUGAGAGCCGAAAAGUCAUUUUAUGCGAUGCUGGUGGAUUAAAUGUUAGCGCAUGUACUUACAAUUGGAGUUAUCAACAUGGGGAACCAAAAUUUCAUCAAAUCCUAGAAGUGAAUAGCGACACUUGCGGGUCGAAAAAUCUGAACAUUAGAUUUAGAGAUUAUCUCUUGCGAAUUUAUCGCGAUUUCGGAAAACAUCCCAGUAAUCUUCAGAUGAUCUCUGACAAAGCCAUGGCUUACUUUGAAAGCGUCUACAAGUCAAGUUAUAUGCAGUAUGUGGAUGAUGAUGGUUAUCAUGAUUUUGAUUUACCAGAUGUACUGGUGAACUUUACUGGAACCACACGAUACAUAUUAGUGAAUGAUAACAAAGCAAUUCGAAUUAGCAACGAGUUCAUGAAAACAAGAAUCGUUGAUCCUGUUGUCAAUCGUGUCCUCGAUCUUUUGCAGAAGCAGUAUAUACUAACGGAAGACUCUGGAGCAAAAGCUGAAGCCAUUGUCAUGGUUGGUGGGUUUUCUCAAUGCAUGUAUUUACAAAAGCGAAUUAAAGAGAAAUAUCGAGGUGUUUGCAAAGUCAUUUUUCCCGAUGAAGCAAUAAAUGCCUUUUCUCGAGGUGCUGUAGACUAUGUUUUGAACAUGCACGAUAUAUCCAAGAGAUACAAAGGUCCAUCCAUCUCUUUAGAGGUCCAAAGACCUGUUAAAAGACAUGAUCUAAAUCAAUCGGGUUGCUUAAAAUUUAAGGGGCAAGAUGAUUUGUAUUACUUGAAGAAUCGCCUGCAGUAUUUUGUUAAAAAGGGUCAGCAACUGAACUCACCUGUGUAUUCCCAAACCAUCUACGUUGCUUAUCCCAAAAGUGCCGUUAUUGGUAAUUGAAUAUAGAAUACUCUCCCCGUUGAUAAAAUUAACAUCUAUUAGCUAUUUUUUCUUCUGAAAAUGGCGAAAACGCAAAGAAGGG
Molecule: messenger RNA, 1721 nt
Organism: Mucor mucedo
Lineage: Eukaryota; Fungi; Mucoromycota; Mucoromycetes; Mucorales; Mucoraceae
Exons: 3
Coding region: 290-1639 (449 amino acids)
Source: RefSeq, a predicted model, not a curated record